UACCAACACUAGUGAUUCCCCCUGCAAUGCGAGAGAGAGAGAUCAGCAAUGGGACAAGAAACGCCAGCAGGAGGAGAGAGAGAGGGAAUAAGAUGAGUUCCUCCGCAGACCACUAGCAGCCUGCCCGAGAAGUAAACAGCGCUCAUCUGCCUCAUCCAGUCGUGCACCAAAUCCUGUUGUGAUAGUUGUGCUUUCAGACCAGUUUCUGCCCCUGUCCCUGAGGACAAUGUCCUUGACCUCCGUAACUAUCAUUCUGACCUUUACCCUCUCUGUGACCUGCCUGCCAGCGGACAUAGAGAAGGGAAGGAGAAGGGUGGUGCAUGUGCUCGAGGAUGACACCGGUGCAGUGAUUGUGCAGACGGCUCCCGGUAAGGUGGUGACCCAUCGGGGCGGCUCAAUUACUCUACCUUGCAGGUACCACCACGAGCCAGAGAGCACCGACCCUUCCCGCAUCCGCAUCAAAUGGACCAAGGUGACGGACGCACUGAAAUUUGAGGACGUCUUUGUGGCACUUGGAAGGCAGCAGCGUACAUUUGGGUCGUACCGAGGCCGGGUUUUUCUGGAGCAGGCAGGACCUUGCGAUGCCUCGGUGAUCAUCCGCAACAUCACACUGGAGGACUACGGACGCUACGAGUGUGAGGUCACCAACGACAUGGAGGACGACGCGGGAUUUGUCAACCUUGACUUAGAAGGGGUGGUCUUUCCCUACUACCCUCAUGUAGGGCGCUACAAGCUCAACUACCACCAGGCAGAGGAUGCCUGCAAACAACAGGACGCAAUCCUGGCGUCCCACUCCCAACUGCAUAAGGCUUGGAUGGAAGGUUUAGACUGGUGUAAUGCCGGCUGGCUGGACGAUGGCUCAGUCCAGUACCCCAUCUCCCACCCCAGAGAUCAGUGUGGUCGAAAGGACACCCCCGCUGGUGUACGCAACUACGGCUACCGGCACAAGGAGGACGAGCGCUAUGACGCCUUCUGCUUUACCUCCAACCUGAAUGGCAAAGUCUACUUCCUGAAGCGUUUUAAGAAGGUCAACUACGCGGAGGCGGUGAAGGCAUGCAUUCGCGAUGGCUCAGUGGUGGCCAAAGUGGGUCAGCUGUAUGCUGCCUGGAAGAUCCAGUUGCUUGACCGCUGUGAAGCUGGCUGGCUGGAGGACGGCAGCAUCCGCUAUCCCAUCGUCAAUCCCCGCUCCCGGUGUGGAGGGCCCCAGCCAGGGGUCAGACACCUGGGCUUUCCUGAUAAGAAAUUCCGGCUCUACGGGGUCUUCUGUUUCCGCAAGAGAAAGGACGAGGGUACCAAUGGUGCUCUAACGACAUGGCACCCCGCGGAGAGCUCCACGAGGAAGAAAAGCAGCGACAUCGGCUCAAUGAAUGCCACCAAAGUGAUUUAAGACAGCGAUACAGAGAGCAAGAGUGGGGGGGCUCUAUUUUAGAUUUUACUGCAACAACUGUCACGUAGCAGCCAGACUCCAUUCAUCGCUUUUAAAUCUUAACACUCAAAGACAAGAGUGUUCGUUUGCAGAUUUGCCGUAGAGUGGUAGCGAGGCCAUGCAAAAUUAAGGGUGACAUCUUUAUUAGGGUGGUUUUCCAUUUGUCUCCACAAAGUAGAGUAUCUUAGAGUGAGUGUGUGUGUGUGUGUGUGUGUGUGUGUGACUGCAUCCAUCAGCUGCAAAUGGGCAGUUAAACAGCAGCUUGAUCCGAACUCAGGCACACGUUGGUAUGGUGAGCCCGUCAAUAUUGUCUUUGUUUACAUUUGUGUGUGUGUGUGUGUGUGUGUGUGUGUGGGGGGGGGUUGGACCACAUGGUGUGUGGAGGACCCCGUGUCAUUCUCAUGCGGUCUCCGAGUUAAAGGGCCCAAGAAUCUGAGCCAGGAUCACAAUGCCAGUGAGAAAAUAUUCCUUUGUGUGUGAAAAUGAAUGCUGUCGGACUGCAUGGAAAUACUCAAAGAUGCCCUUCAAGUGAUGACUGUGAUUGCAGUUUCUCUGUAUGCUGAUGCCAUGCUUGGUUAACAGCCCUUUGGCAUAAUACAAUAUUGAAAUGUGACCCAUUUUUCUCAUUGACUUGGACAUCGCAACCCUAUCAUUAGAGCUGAACAGGCCAAAUAGCAAAUGUUGCACUUGCUCUAAGAUAUUUGCACUUAUUUAUAGACAUCUAUAUUUUAAGAUAGUAGUCUAAGUUAAAAUCAAGUAGGCAUGCGAUAUUAAGAUGAAAAUAGUUGCCGGAGCUUACAAAAUAGAUAUGCAAAACCUGCUGCAAUAACUGCUAAUUUACCUCAUAUUCUGUAUUUCUUUGUUGCCUAAGCCACCAGUUGCACUAUACAUAUUAAAUAGCACAGUCUUAAUGAGAUAAAACAAUGCAAUUACCUUUAUUAUGGAAUGUGUUUACAGUUGCAACUACAGAAUGAAUGAUUUUGUGUAUGUUCAGGAACAAAAGGAAGAAUAUGAAAAAAAAAACAAAUAAAGCCUUGGCAUUGGUUGAUGAUUUAAAACAUGCAAAUGUAUUUGGGGUUCUGUCCUUUUCUGCAUGAAUAAAUUGAUAUUGAAAUAUUAUUUUUAAAAAUUGUGUCCCAAAAAAAAAAAGAAAUGUUAUGAAUUUAUGUUAUGUUACUGGUAUCAUUUUAAAAGUAGUACACUUUUUUUUUUUUAGCUUUGUACAAUCAUUUUAGAGGAGGGGGCACUUUAGUUGGAUCACGGAUUUGCUAUAAAACAAAUCUAAUCUCUUUAUAUAUAAUCAAUGCUCCAUUAUGUCUUAACCUUUGAGCGUCUGCGUGCAAGUGGAACUGUUGAACGGUGCUCUGGGUGGGAAGUAUUUUGGUGCUGCGCCAAAGCA
This is a messenger RNA of Lampris incognitus (smalleye Pacific opah), 2825 nucleotides long. RefSeq names its product hyaluronan and proteoglycan link protein 4 (gene hapln4). Gene Ontology annotation, molecular function: hyaluronic acid binding. NCBI's taxonomy places the organism in Eukaryota, Metazoa, Chordata, Actinopteri, Lampriformes, Lampridae. The record is from RefSeq and is a predicted model, not a curated record. Gene Ontology annotation, biological process: cell adhesion. Bases 227 to 1387 code for a protein of 386 amino acids. The transcript is spliced from 7 exons.